CAGCAAAUAUUAUUACGACCCAAAGCCGCCUUGACCUGCACAGCACAGAGCAGAGCAAGAGCUAGCCAUGGCGUCGCCGGAGCCGGGCAAGCCGCACGUCCUGCUCCUCCCCUACCCGGCGCAGGGCCACGUCACCCCGUUCCUCAAGCUGGCCAAGGCGCUGCACGCGCGCUCCUUCCACGUCACCUUCGUCAACACCGAGUACAACCACGCCCGCCUCGUCCGCACGCGGGGCCCCGCCGCCGUGGCCGGCGCCGGCGGCCUCCGGUUCGAGACCAUCCCCGACGGCCUCCCGCCGCCGCCGCCCGGGGCGGCCGACGCGACGCAGGACAUCUGGGCGCUCUGCGAGGCCACGCGGCGGACGGGGCCGGGCCACGUCAGGGAGCUGGUCGAGAGGCUCGGCCGCGCCGGCGGCGGCGUCCCGCCGGUGAGCUGCGUCGUCGCCGACGGCGCCAUGGGGUUCGCCGUGCACGUCGCCAGGGAGAUGGGCAUCCCGGGCUACCUCUUCUUCACGCCCAGCGCCUGCGGCCUCUUGGCCUACCUCAACUUCGAUCAGCUCGUCAAGCGUGGCUACGUGCCAUUCAAAGACGAGAGCUGCUUCACCAACGGGUACCUGGACACCCGCCUGGACUGGGUCGCCGGCAUGAUCGCCGGCGUUCGCCUCCGAGACUUCCCGACGUUCAUCCGCACCACCGACGCCGACGACGUGAUGGUGACCAUCAACAUCAAGCAGUCCGAGCUGGACGCGCCCGCCGCCGACGGCAUCCUGCUCAACACCUUCGACGACCUGGAGCGCGCCGCGCUCGACGCCAUCCUCGCGCGCCUGCCCAACACCUUCACCGUGGGGCCCCUCGGCCCGGAGGUCUCGCCGGCGUCGUACCUCCCCUCCCUCACCUCCAGCCUGUGGAAGGAGGACGACCGGUGCGCGGCGUGGCUGGACGGCCACGCCGACGGUGCCGUCCUGUACGUCAACUUCGGGAGCAUCACGGUGAUGACGAGGGAGCAGAUCGGGGAGUUCGCGCGGGGGCUGGCCGCCGCCGGCAGCCCGUUCCUGUGGGUCGUCCGGCCGGACAUGGUGCGCGACGCCGGCGACGGCGCGCCGCUGCUGCCGGAGGGGUUCGAGGAGGAGGUGGUGGCGGGCGGGCGGGGGCUGAUGGUGGGGUGGUGCGACCAGGAGGCGGUGCUGCGGCACCGCGCGACGGGAGGGUUCCUGAGCCACUGCGGGUGGAACUCGACGCUGGAGAGCCUCGUCGCCGGCGUGCCGCUGCUGUGCUGGCCGUUCUUCUCGGAGCAGGUGACCAACUGCCGGUACGCGUGCGAGGAGUGGGGGGUGGGGGUGGAGAUGGCCCGCGAGGCCGGGCGGCGCGAGGUGGAGGCCGCGGUGAAGGAGCUGAUGGGGGGAGGGGAGAGGGCGGCGGCGAUGAGGAGGAGGGCGUCGGAGUGGAAGGAGAAGGCCGCGGCGGCGGUCGCGCCCGGCGGGUCGUCGCAGCGAAACCUCGAGAGCUUCGUCGCGGAGAUCGCGCGCGUCAAGCGCUAAUGCAAUUCGGUUUGGGAGACGCGUAAUUUGUGUGUUUUUUAACAGAAAAAUCAGAUAAAGGAAUAAAAAUAAUCCGGCCUCUACACCGAAAAUGGAUGUACCAGGCAAAAAUGUAACGUGUUGGUUGUGUGUGGCAAUUGGAUUGUGACGAUUUAACCGUGAAAAUUUCCCUGUCUCUUUGUUAAAAAUA
Oryza brachyantha (malo sina) is the source of this 1727-nucleotide messenger RNA. RefSeq names its product 7-deoxyloganetin glucosyltransferase-like. The transcript is spliced from 2 exons. The record is from RefSeq and is a predicted model, not a curated record. Gene Ontology annotation, molecular function: UDP-glycosyltransferase activity. The coding region runs from base 68 to 1537 and encodes 489 amino acids. NCBI's taxonomy places the organism in Eukaryota, Viridiplantae, Streptophyta, Magnoliopsida, Poales, Poaceae.